Aplysia californica (California sea hare) is the source of this 1759-nucleotide messenger RNA. RefSeq names its product retinol dehydrogenase 13. The record is from RefSeq and is a predicted model, not a curated record. The transcript is spliced from 8 exons. The coding region runs from base 218 to 1252 and encodes 344 amino acids. Lineage: Eukaryota; Metazoa; Mollusca; Gastropoda; Aplysiida; Aplysiidae.
UUUCUUUUCCUUGUUUCAUUUUUGACUUCACUUUUCACUUUUCACUAUUUUCAGUGUUCAGUGUUCACACUUAGACAAAAUUGACUGGAGUUCAGUACUUAGUACUAGUCUAGUCAGUCUUAGAAUCUUGGAGUCGAGUGACUUGCAACAGGUAGAUAUAGAUUUUUGUUCGUCUCCUUGCGGACCUGCUCAUACAACAGUAAAGUAAAGAUCAAGAAUGCGCCUUCCAAAGUAUGCUUUGCCAGUUAGUGUAAUAGGCACACUAGCAGGAUCAACACUACUCUUGAACUUGAUGGAAUUUUCCACUGCUGUCGCUCUCGUCCUCAUUGUGAUUGGACUGUUCGUCUUCAGGGAUUACAGUAGUGGAGGUCGUUAUAAUGGGGAGGAGCGGAUUGCUGGCAAAACUGUGAUUGUGACUGGAGCAAAUACAGGAAUAGGAAAGGAGACAGCUCGGGAGUUGGCACGGAGAGGUGGCCGCAUCAUUAUGGCAUGUCGGGAUCUGGACAAGUGUGAGAUAGCAAGGAAAGAGAUUGUGCUAGAGACAGCUAAUAAAAGUGUAGAGUGUCGGAAACUUGACCUCGCCUCAUUUGCGUCUAUUCGUGCAUUUGCAAAACUCAUCAAUUCAACUGAGAGCCACGUAGACAUCCUGAUCAACAAUGCUGGUGUCAUGAUGUGCCCCAAGAUGCUUACAGAAGACGGGCUGGAAAUGCAAAUGGGAGUGAAUCAUUUUGGUCACUUCUUGUUGACACAACUUCUCCUGGACAAACUGAAGGCAUCUGCUCCAAGCCGCAUUAUUUUUCUUUCUAGUCUGGCUCAUACCCGUGGUCAGAUAAACUUUGAGGAUUUAAACAGUGCCCAAGAGUACAACAGCCGAACGGUCUAUGGGCAGAGCAAACUUGCAAAUGUUUUGUGCACUCAAGAGCUUGCCAAAAUAUUGGAAGGAACCAAUGUGACGGUGAACUGUUUACAUCCUGGUGUAGUGAAUACUGAGCUCUCUAGACACCUGGGGUUUACCCAAUCAAAGAUUGGCUCCUUUGUGUUUUUCCCCAUCAAGUUUCUGUUACUGAAGACUCCCUUGCAAGGAGCUCAGACUACUUUAAGGCUUGCCUUGGAUCCUAGCUUAGAAAAGGUCACUGGCAAGUAUUUCAGUGACUGUAGAGAAAAGGAACCUGCUCCUCAAGGUCAAGAUGCAGCGGCUGCCAAGAGACUAUGGGCCGUCAGUGAAGCAUGGACACGAGUCAAGCAAGACUGAGACGGUUGCAACUUUCUGACUGUGUGACAUGGAGACUGACUGGUGGAUGUAUGCAUUUUGGCUUUUUGUGCUUUGGUAUUUAAGUGAAAGUUGAAUGUCUUGGUACUUGAGUAAGGAGUAUUAGGAGUAUUUGAUGUGCAUAUUUUGUUCUGUGUAGGACUUCUUUCCGUCUGUAUCAGUCCGUUUCUUUCUUCCAUUGUUUUUUUGAGCAAUAAAUAAUCCGCCGCCGGCUUGCUAGGCCUGUCACAGUUUCACCAGAGCCCCGUUAGCCUGCAACUUUUCAGGGUGCCCCAGGUUCUCCUUCAUGGCUAGCGUGAUGCCUCAGUGGCAUAAAGCCACACAGUACUUCGUUGAACCCAGCAAUCCGCGACUUUGUCCAGUUUCCACCUCCGGGGACAUCUCAUACAGUUACCAACACACCAUCUAGCACAACGUGCCUACAUAAAAAAAUUUGAUGGCAACAAGGCUAGAUGGGGACCGAGAGAGACCUGGAUAGAUGGAGUCAGG